AUGGCCACGGCCAACAAGAGAAAUACAAAAAGACAAGAUUAUAAGAAAAUGCACGAAGGAAUCGAGCUAGACGUUGAAGUGUUUGAUAAUAGUAUAAAGCACGAACCAGUUAUAACAACGAACACCUCAGGCGGGGCCUCCUUAGAACCGGAAGAUACACAAAUGAGUCAUACUAAAGAAACUCAUGAAAAUGGUGAUCUCGCUACGAGCAAGGAAGAAGACGAGGAAAUGCGUCUCAUAGAGCAGGCGAUCGAGGCAGCCGAGGCGGAAAAACAGGAGAUUUUGAAGACAAGAAAGAAGGAAGAGUUACGGGCGCAGUUGCGACGUAAACAACUAGAAGUGAAGCAGCUGAAAGAGGAAGGUAAUGCUGUUUAUCAACUUGAUAUUGAACCUAAUCCACCCCCAGUUCCAACACCAAAACGGCCAAAAUUGCCAAAUCAUAACAAGUCGGAAGGCCGGGUCACAAUAAAUACUCUAAGAAAAAACAGUAAGCUUUCAAAGAAGGUAAACCAGCAGAUGAAACAACUAGGUCUAACAGACCCUGAUUUGGAUGUGUCAAAUUCGGACAGUGACUCAGAGUCAGAAACAGACUCUAGUACCACCAGUUCCAGUGACAGUAGUGAUACCGAAAGUAGUUCAGAUUCUGAAAUAGAGACAAAAAAGAAACACAAGAAAUCUACAAAGAAAUCAAAAAGUAAAAAGUCUGGUAUUAAAGCCAAAAGUUCUGACAAAGUAAAAUUCGCACAAAAAUAUCCACACUCCCAACUUCGGUAUGAGUUUGUUAGUAGGCAUAUUUCUUUUCAAGAUCUAAAUUUGAAUCUUUUUGUAGCCGGGGAACUUGAAAUAAUAUCAGAAAAACAUAUUAAGUCCAAGGAAAGAAGUGGUAGAUUAAAAUUAUUGAAGCGUUUAAUGGAUCUGAGUUCCACAUACAGCUUUUCCAUUCUAAAAUCUUAUUAUGCCGCUGUGCUCAGAGAGAUAGAAUUGGGUGAAAAAUCAUGA
This is a messenger RNA of Mercenaria mercenaria, 999 nucleotides long. RefSeq lists its product as uncharacterized. Lineage: Eukaryota; Metazoa; Mollusca; Bivalvia; Venerida; Veneridae. The record is from RefSeq and is a predicted model, not a curated record. Bases 1 to 999 code for a protein of 332 amino acids. The transcript has a single exon.